This is a messenger RNA of Abrus precatorius (Indian licorice), 619 nucleotides long. RefSeq lists its product as uncharacterized. Lineage: Eukaryota; Viridiplantae; Streptophyta; Magnoliopsida; Fabales; Fabaceae. The coding region runs from base 114 to 584 and encodes 156 amino acids. The record is from RefSeq and is a predicted model, not a curated record. The transcript has 4 exons.
UGCAAGUUUUAUUGCAGCUUUUAUUCUUUAUAAAAGUCCUAUAAUUUUGUUAAUUUCUUUAUACCACUUCCAUCUACCUCAUUGUCACAAAGCCAAAGAAAAAAUAAAAUAAAAUGGGCCAAUCUCUGCAGAAAUUAGCUCCUGGAACUGACGAGAAAAAACUUAAAGAACUUGAGCAAAUUGUAGAAAAAUUCUAUGAAGAUUAUGUCAAAGAAGCCAAUACUUUCGUAGAUUUCUACCGUGCAGUAUGCGAGAUAGUCGAGGAACUCAAUCACAGGCUUGGAAACACACAGAUCACACUCCCAAAGAUCGACAACCUGCAGAGGGAAUUCGAUGAUAAUCAUCGAGGGAAGGGCAGGGCGCUGACAAAAUCAGAAUUUCAAGAUAUAAUGAAAAAUUUGGUGAAAGACUCAGGAUUCACUGGAAUAGGGGCAAAGGAAACAUUGUUGUGUAUCUUUGGUGUUCCAUUGGCUACUCUCUUUAUCAAAGAUAGAGUGAUGCCUCAGGCAAUUCCCAAUGAAUUUUUCAUUCCAGGCAUCACUUCUCUCACGGUUUUCACUCUUGCUGCUCUUAACAAGAUUUGAUAUACUGUCACCAACCUAUAAUUAAUGUAUUGGUU